CCCCAGCCCGUCCCAGGGCUUCCUGCAGUAGGGCUGCGGGGGAGGGGUCCCCCAGCCCUGCUCCAUCUCUAUAAAUGACAGCCUGGUAUGCGGCCUUCCCCACAGCACCCCUCCCCCGCCGUCUGCCCUUGCUCCGCCGGGGCCCCUCCUGUCAGGCUAGAGCGGCCCUGGAAGGCGCUUGGACCGGCCCCAUCUGGACGCUCAGCCUUUCCCACACUGGGCCUGGACCUCUGUCCAUCGCCUGUCAACAACCGACGUCUCUGUCACCCUUGUGCCCUGCGGGUUCCCACCCCAGCGAGGCACCCGGCUAAGGGGCGAGGCCAGCGCAGGGGGCGGGGCUGGCGAGACAGGCAGAAAGACAGAUGGAGAUGGGGCGCGGCGGGAAAUGGAGCCUCGCUGUCACAGGCCCCCCAGCCCUCUUACCCUGAGGGUCCCCAGCACUCCGCCAGCUACCCACAGCCUCGGGGCUUCUGCUGGUGCCCGCCCUCAGCCAGCGUGACUUGGUUUCCCCAAAGGACUUCCCUCCCUGCUCUCUGCCUGGCCUGGGAUACCACAGAGGACCUUACCGGUGCGCCUAAGCCAGUGCCAGCUCAACGAACGUCCCGGCCACCUGCACCUAAUGGAGUGGUAGUGACCCCGUCACCCCAGCAGGCCCGGGAGCCAUGUGGCCCAACGGGAGUUCCUCGGGGAGCUGUUUCCGGCCUUUGAACAUCACCCUGCAAGACCGGCGCGCUAUCGCGUCACCCUGGUUCGCUGCGUCCUUCUGCGCGCUUGGCCUGGGGUCCAACCUGCUGGCGCUGAGCGUGCUGGCUGGGGCGCGGCCGGGCGGGGGAUCUCGCCCCUUCUUCCUCAUCCUCUUGUGCGGCCUGGUCCUCACAGACUUCCUGGGCCUUCUGGUCACCGGGGCCGUCGUGGUGUCGCAGCACAUCGCCCUCCUGGACUGGCAGGCCACCGACCCCCGCUGCCGUCUGUGCCACUUCAUGGGGACGGCCAUGGUGUUCUUUGGGUUGUGCCCCUUGCUCCUGGGGGCCACCAUGGCUGCUGAGCGCUACGUGGGCAUCACGCGGCCGUUCUCCCGCCCCUCAGCCACGCCGCGCCGCGCCUGGGCCUCCGUGGGGCUAGUGUGGGCUGUGGCCGCGACGCUCGGGCUGCUGCCGCUGCUGGGGCUCGGUCGCUACAGCGUGCAGUACCCUGGUUCCUGGUGCUUCCUGACACUCGGGGCGCAGCGCGGCGACGUGGCCUUCGGGCUGCUGUUCGCGCUCCUGGGCAGCGCGUCGGUGGGCCUGUCCUUCUUGCUCAACACCGUGAGUGUCGUGACGCUCUGCCGCGUCUACCGCACGCAAGAGGCCGCGCAGCGCCCUCGGGACUACGAGGUGGAGAUGAUGGUUCAGCUCGUGGGCAUCAUGGCUGUGGCCACUGUGUGCUGGAUGCCCCUUCUGGUCUUCAUCGCCCAGACCUUGCUGCAGACGCCGCCUGUCUUGAGCCCCUCUGGGCAGCUGUCUCGGGCCACAGAGCACCAGCUGCUUAUCUAUCUGCGUGUGGCCACAUGGAACCAGAUCUUGGAUCCCUGGGUCUACAUCCUUUUCCGCAGGUCGGUGCUCAGGCGCCUGCCUCCGCGGCUCAGUUCCCGGCGGCGGCUCCCGGCUUUGUCUUUGCGCCCGCCCCCAACCCAGGGCACAGCCCAGGUCGCGCUCAGUGCGCCUUGAAGGACAGUGUCACAGGCGACUACCAUCGCCUGCGCCCUAUCUCAGGCUUUGUGGACUAAGGACAGCAGCCACCAAUAUGGGGCUAACUGCUGUGAACCUCAAAGAUGUCUCCUUGAUGGUCCUCCCUG
Acomys russatus (golden spiny mouse) is the source of this 1834-nucleotide messenger RNA. It is a transcript of the gene Tbxa2r, whose product is annotated as thromboxane A2 receptor. Gene Ontology annotation, biological process: positive regulation of blood pressure; adenylate cyclase-activating G protein-coupled receptor signaling pathway; positive regulation of vasoconstriction. The transcript is spliced from 3 exons. Gene Ontology annotation, molecular function: thromboxane A2 receptor activity. Bases 663 to 1706 code for a protein of 347 amino acids. Lineage: Eukaryota; Metazoa; Chordata; Mammalia; Rodentia; Muridae. Gene Ontology annotation, cellular component: plasma membrane. The record is from RefSeq and is a predicted model, not a curated record.